AUGGCAUCUCCAGUUAAAGUUUGUUUGGGAAUUGAUAUUGGUGGCACGAAAUUUGCAUUUACCCAUACAACAGUAUCGAGUAUAAUUGAUUCUUCAUAUUUUAAAAUAUCAGAAACUAUGUCACCAUUAUCCAAUAAUAAUAACAAUGAACAUAAUUAUCGAUUGUUGACCGGACAAUCUUUUAAACCUGAAGAUUUUAAUAAAAUUAUCGAUGACCAUGUUCUUAAACAAUUAAAUAAUAGCUAUGAUAAUAAUUAUAAAAUCGUUUCAAUUGGUAUAUCUAUUUGUGGACUGACAGAUGAAGAAGGCGUAAUUUCAUUAUGUGAAAUUGGAAAUUUGUCAGGUUGGAAUCCGGUGAAAAGCGUCAAAGAAAAAUUCGGGAAUGAUAUAAAAGUUAAAGUUAUCAAUGAUGCUGAUGCUGCAUUAGAAUAUGUUAGAAGAGAAUGGCCCGGUGUCAAAGAUCUAGCGAUUAUCAUUGCAGUUUUAAAAGGUCAUAUGAACGCAGCAAGAAAUUUUGGAAUUGCUCCAAUUUUUAUUCCUCAACAUUAUACCUCACGAGUUCCCAACUAUUCCACAACAGAUUCCACCAAUCUAAUUCUUGAUCCACCACCAACAAAACUACUUGAUGAACUUGCAGGUGGUAGAGAACUUGUCCGAAUAAUAACUGAAGAAAUCGGCGUGCCAAUUACAGAUGCAAUCUUACAUGAGGAAGAAAAAAGCAUAGAAAUUGAUAAAAAAAUUGUUAAUGUUGUAUUAAAUUGGGCGACUGUAUUUGGUGUUACUAUAGCAAACAUUAUUUGCAUUUUUAAUCCUAAAGUUGUAGUGAUUGCUGGUGGUCUAUUAAAUUUCCCAUUUUAUUGGGAUAGAGUUUUAGAAUUGGUGAAAUUAUAUACUAGUAAUCUGAUACCUGAACUUUGGUCAGAAACUAUUUUUGUUAAAAGUCGUUGGGGUAAUGAUUUAGUGGUUAGAGGUGCUUUGGAUUUUAAAAAAGAAAUUUUUUUUUUUCAAAUGAAUCAUUUGUUGGAUCAAAUUGUUUUAUUGGGUGAUUCACAGACCCAGAUCGGAUAUAACAAUGAAAUGAAUGGAUGGUGUUCAUCAGUUCAUAAUGCAUAUAUAAGAAGACUUGAUGUUAUAAAUAGAGGGUUUUCAGCAAUUCCACCGUCACCUCAACACGUGCCACUUGAGGAUUAUAAAGCGAAUUUAAAAGAAAUGGUCAAUCUAAUCAAGUCUCCAUCAUCCAAUUAUCACUCUACUACUACUAAAAUCGUGUUAAUCACUCCAGGAGCUUUAGAUGAUGAAGUAUGGAAUGGUGGAGAUGAUCGGGGUGAAAGAACAGAUGAAGUUAUGAAAUUGUAUGCUGAUGCUUGUGUUGAUGUGGCAAAUGAAGUAAAUGUGUCUGUUGUAAAUAUUUGGCAAUUGAUUCAUGAUAAACUCGGAAAGAAAAAGGUUGUUGGCGGUGAUGAUGGUGAUGUUUUUACUUUAAAAGAUUUUCUUUAUGAUGGCUUACAUUUUGCGGGUUAUGGUUGUGAUACGUUAUUUGAUGGAUUGAUGAAAGUUAUUCGUGAAAAUUAUCCAGAAUUAGAUCCAGAUAAUAUUCCAAUAUUCUUACCAGCAUGGGAUGAAAUGGAUCCUAAUAAAAGUCUCGAGGAUUCUUUAAAAUUUCCUUGA
Entrophospora candida is the source of this 1668-nucleotide messenger RNA. The record is from the annotation of a GenBank genome assembly. NCBI's taxonomy places the organism in Eukaryota, Fungi, Glomeromycota, Glomeromycetes, Entrophosporales, Entrophosporaceae.